UGGCUGAGACAGGUCCCACCUCCUGCCAUCCUGAGAGUGGGGAUUAGUGGGGAGGGUCUCUGAUGGGCAGGGAGAGGUCCCAGGAUUCUGAGCUGGUCCAGGACUGCCCCCUCCUGGCCCACUCAGAGUUCCUGGGUGUGAGAAGCUCCAUCUCCCGUGGGGAGCAUUGGCCUUGCCCUAUCUCUGCCUCCAGCAUCCAGGGCGGCCGCAGAUGGCAGUGUCUUUGGGGACAGCAGCUGCGAAUGAGUCCACGGGCCAACGCUGAGCUGCUCAGGCUGAGGCGGUGUGCUCAGCACAGAGACCCCGGAACUGGCAUCUGCAGGGCGUGAGCCAAGGCCGCCGCAAUGCCGCACUUCCUGGACUGGUUCGUGCCGGUCUACUUGGUCAUCUCCGUCCUCAUUCUGGUGGGCUUCGGCGCCUGCAUUUACUACUUCGAGCCGGGUCUGCAGGAGGCGCACAAGUGGCGCAUGCAGCGCCCCCUGGUGGACCGCGACCUCCGCAAGACGCUGAUGGUGCGCGACAACCUGGCCUUCGGCGGCCCCGAGGUCUGAGCCGACUCGCGAAGGGGACCGGCGGGCAGCACCGGGUGCCUUCCCCCAGCCCGCCCAGCCCGGAGACCCCCAAGGCAGAGGGAGGCCGGCCUCUUGGCCCUCUGUGCCAUCCCUCUGCAGCCUGGGACUUCCCAGCAGGGGCCCCAGGUGCUCUGGGAGGACGCAGGCAGUGGUGUUGGGGCACCCGGGUACCUGGACGAGUUGCUGCCGCCGGCCCAGGGUUUGCUCUCCGUGUCACUAGAGCCCACUCUCCCCAGCUCAGGGGCAUCCUUUGCUGGACCCCAGUGCCUUUAUGCUGCGCAGCACUCUGCCCCCUACUAGAGUCAGGCAUGGCAAUAGUUGCCUGUCCUGAGCCUCCCAAGCCCUCAUUUCUUCAUGGAGUACCUAGUUUCCCCACUUAGCUCCCCUGCCUCCGCUCACUGGCACCAGCGCUGCAGCUUUAGGCAGGAGGCAUGGAAGCUAACCCAGGGAGAGAACCUAAGAACCUCGCUUGAAGGGAUGCCAGCUUGGGCCAGCCCAGCCACACUCCACAGGGCUCAGGCUUGGAACUGGUGAGGCUGUGUGGUGGGGGCAUGCAGAGGGGUAAGACCGUGGGGGAAGAGAGGGUUGGGGAGGAAAGAGAGAGAAAAAAAGUCUGGGGGGAGUGGGCAAGCGUGGGGAGGUGAGAUGCAUAUAUGUGAGAGCAUGGGGGCUCCAGGCAGGGUAGGAGGUGAUAGAAACAGGGUGAGCUCCAUGGGCUGUGUGAGGACUAUCCAUAUGGGUCCUAACUCCCUCCCUCUGCUGGACUUCCCUAGCCCUUCCCCCUCCCCAAGACUGAGGUAGCUGGCAGGAACCCCUGCCCUCCCUCUCCGUCCUGUGCCAUACUUCUGGGGCCAAGCCCAGGUCCCUUGAGCCAGGCCCUGCCAGAUGCCAUGCUCACCCUGGAGCCCUCCUCCUGUGUGGAGCCUGUGUCGUCCCAUUUUGGACACAGAUUGGCAACCUGUCUCACCUCACCCCACCCCGCUUCGCUGGGGCUUCCAUGUUAACUUAUUCCCAAUAAUAAACCCUCCAUGAUGAUCUCUG
This is a messenger RNA of Callithrix jacchus (white-tufted-ear marmoset), 1613 nucleotides long. RefSeq names its product small integral membrane protein 45 (gene SMIM45). Lineage: Eukaryota; Metazoa; Chordata; Mammalia; Primates; Cebidae. The record is from RefSeq and is a predicted model, not a curated record.